GUUGCUUCGAACGAGGAGCUCACAUCUCGUUGUCCGGGCGAGCUGCCGCAUCCUUUACCUGUCUUGCCCAGAAGAUUGAGGCAAAAAAAAAUGACACGAGUUCACGUAAUUCCCCUUCAGCGCGCACCACCCUCCUCGCCUAAAAUCAUCGAGUGGCGCUUCGAUCCCUCUCUCGAAUCCGAGAUCACCACCCUGGCAGCGUGGUGUCAGAUAAACCAACCGCAGCGGGAGCCGCUUCAGGACACGACAGACUCGGAAUUACUCGGCGAUGAAUUUGACGAACACGACGAUGGUGACGCCGACGGAACCAACUGCCUCGCCCAGCUGUCACUGGAUGAGGAUGACGGACGGACAAGGGAUUUUCUCGAUCGACUCGCCGAGCUUCUAUGCUGCAAGAAGGACCCCAAACUGAUCACGAGCACCGGGAUGGUGUAUGAUGAUGAGCACGUCAUCAUCGUAGCGUCUCGGAACUGGUCGCCGAAAAAGACGUGGUCGAAAAGUGAUAUCGAUAUGCUGGAAUCUCUAGCACACCUCCUCGAACGGGUGUCUUCUGACGACGUGUUCAAAACCCAUCCGAUCCCCGAGCUCCAAAAGGCCCUGGUCGACUACUACAAGGCUCGCAUUUUUCACCACGCCAGGGAACUCGUACGAAUCGAGGCUGGGAAGACGGGGAUGAACUUUUUCACCAAGAAUUGUGUGGACGUCGUAUCUGGCCGCUUGCCCGUUUGGGACUUUGUGUCGAUGGUGCAUGACGAUAUAUCACAUAGCACCGACUUCUACUCAAGGUUGAAGGCCUGCCUGACGGAAAGGAAGCUCCAGAUGAUCGUCCAAGAGCUGGGGUUCAUUCGUCGGCCGAUGCAAGGCGCCGGGGCUUUUCUAAGCCUCGCGCAGCUGCAGACCGGCUUCCGCAGCGUCAAGAUCGUCCUAUUGGAGAGCACAGCACCCCGCCACGUUGAAAUCCGGCAGUGGCCCGGCGGCGAGCUUCGGCUCAAGCAGACUCAGAGGCAGCGCUUGCAUGCCCAGGCCCAGAUGCCAAAGUACGUCCACGCCGAGAUGACCUUGAUGACAUACCUCCUGGGCCCCACUGAUGGACUGGGCCGCGACCUGCAAGUCUUCCCGUACCUGGGGGUGAGCAAGAAGACGUGCCUCUUGUGCGGCCAUAUGAUCAAGGAGGUGGGACGAUUCACCGCCCGCGGAAACCAUGGAAAGAUCUACUCUCAAUGGACGUUACCUUCCCCUAUGUGGAUCGAGAGUAGGGCUGAGCAAAGUCUGGAUGAAGCGGUUCGACAGCUGAGACGCGUCGUCGUGGGAGAAGCGGCCAAGGAAGACCUGCCGGCUAGGGACAUGGAGAAAGAAUCGGUGAUGGCAGCCCCGGCUAAGCCCAGACCGGGACCUUAUAGAACGCUGUUCAAUAGUUAUGUCAGUGACCCCAGAUCGCUCUCCAGGGAAGCAGAUUGGUGGUCUCGAAUACACCACCAGCGAGGUGACGAGAGCAGUGCCGAUGAUGAUGAGCCUAGAGGCCACCCGUCGGGGACGGCUGAUGAAGACAAGCUGGAGAGACUAGGCAGUAAUGAGCCUGAAGCCCCACCAGCACCACUAUGUACACUCUGCAAGGAAGCGUGCAAGCCGGGAAAUGCCUGCACUAAAUGUGGAAACGCUCUUUACUGCAGCGUCGACUGCCGUAACUCCGACUGGAUCAGGCACAAGUACGCGUGCAGCCUGGGAAGACCACUCGACGCAACAGAUGACUUGAUGCGCUGCUGCCAUGCCGACGACUACCUCGAGCUGGACCAAGACGCCAGCAAAGAGUUUGGCUUCAUGUGCCUUGGCCGCGCACCGGACAGGCUAUUUCUGUUCGAGAUCUACCGCACGCUCAUCGUUGACUUGGGAGUGGAGGAAGAGGAGCUACGCGAAGCAGUCCGGCUGGAUAAGCUCAAAGAGAUGCUAAUCCGUCGAUGUAGACAAACCAACGACGCCAAGAUGAUCAACUUUGCAAAGUGGUUGGAAAGCAAGGAAGGCUUCCGCGCCAACGGCGACGGGCCGGGCAUCCAGUCAAUGCUAGACGCCGCUCAAGAGAAGCUGCUAGGCCCCGAGGACAGGAAGGUUCCGCUGAUCGACCUCGAGCCGGCCGAGAAGCGAAACGCGGUCGUUUUCUAUACCCAAAUCCUCAAUGGGUUCCAACCGGCCGCCGACGAGGACAACUGGAUCGACCUCGGGUUCUGCGCAGCGACGGAUUCCAGCGCGGAGCUGCGCCUCUACCAGGCAUACGCGGCGCUUGUGGAGGCAUGUACGUUUGACGAGUUCUGGCGCGCAGUGGCCGACUGCAGCAUGGUGGCGCUCUUCCAAAAACACGGGCUGCAUGAGCGCAUCUCCGGCAUGAGAGCCUUUGAGGUCCUGAUGGCCACCCCGUACACGCACAGCGUAUGGCACCUGAAGCGCUUCACCCGUGUAAACGACCCACAACCUCACCGUGCCGUGACGGUAGACUACGGCUUUUACAAGUGCGAGAGCGUGCACGAACGGAUGCGGCUCAAGGACACAUACCGCACCUUGUUCGAGCGCGGGGUGGACGGGCUGGAGCUCCACGAAGCCUGCAUAUCUGGAAACCUGGCUGGGUUCGUCGAGUCCGCCCUCGGCGAUAUGCCCAUCCCCAGGCGCCUUGUUCAGAAUCCGUACCCUUUGGAGGAUUGUCCUCAUGCGGGAAUGACGGCAGGUGCUGUGGUGAGCGUGCCGGCCUCUCAGAUGGGUGCCUAUUUGAAUCGGUCUGAGCGGCCAAAGAAUGCCAUGCUGUGCCCCAUUCCGGAUGAUUGCGACGACGAGUUGAGAAAAAUCCUCCAUGAUAACGCUGUAUUCAGAGGGGCGCAGUUGCGAAAACGGUAUACCAUUGUUGAUGGCCAACUUUUUCAGGAGUUGUCACUAAUGGAAGGGUAAAAGAGGAAAACAGGCCAGGCACCCCACCUCUGAUGAGUAGGAGGGGACAUCAAAGUCAGGGCAUAGAGGAUGAAACAGAUUGGAUUCAAACGUUGCUCGUUCAGUAGAGGGCAGGGUAUAGUGCUUACAGCAGCUUUUACGAAAAUCCAGCGCAAAUUGUGACCAAAGGUAUCCAUAUUACACAGAUCAGACACAGAAAUACCGCACGCCAUAUGCUAUGAAAGCCCAAACAAAACCAGUUAGCAAUCGACUGCCGGCCGUAGAUAUCUCAACUGACAAAGUUCCCAGUCCCUUCCUGCUUGAACAGCCAGUCCCGGUUGACGUCCAUUAUGAAAUCCGUAAUGUUGAACUCGUUGCUCGGCACGACGGCCGCGCCGUCCACACCUUCACCGCCAUCACCCUCACCAUUACCGUUACCGUUCCCGUUUCCGUUUCCAUUCAAAUUGCCAUCUCCCGGCGCACCGGGCGGCAGCCUUGGAUAGUUGAAAAAGUCAAACACAUCAAGGUACUCUAGCUCGUUGGGCUGCGGCGUCCGCGCGGGCGUGAUGCUGGGGUAUCUGCUGCCAAAGCCUUGAGCUGUCGACGCUGCCCCUACGGGGGCCACAAUCGCAGCAGUGCCACCACCUCCACCUCCACCAGCUGCUGCUACUUGUGGAUGGGGCUGUCUGCUGAUCAAAAAGUCGAGAUCGAACGCCGUCCGGCGCAUAUCGGCCAGGAUCUUGACGCUACUCGGCGUGAAGCCCACGUCCCCGUGCCUCGCACUGUCGUGGUACUCGUCCAACACUCUCUGCAGCAGCUCGCAGUAUCGUCUCGCCACCGGCCAGUACCUGCCCAUCUCCUUGAGGGCGUCGACAAAGAAACCAAUCUGCGUGCUGACUUUGUGUUCGACCGUGGAGCCGUGGACCAGCAAAACCCGUGCGGCAACCCACAGUGUAAAGGCGAAUGGCGGACCCAGCUUGGGCAGGAGGUUGUUGGUCAGCACAAACUCGCCCAGCGCUGCUAUAUUCUCCACGGCAGAGUGGCAACGCUGCGAUGCCGAGUAUGACGGGGUGAAAAUCGGCGAUCUUGUGGUUGGGUAUGCCGCAGACGAGUGUAGCCGGAUUGUUGCCGUGUGAUAGGUGGCAUGCAACAUGACCCAGCCGCAGUUGAGCGUUUUUGCGCUUCCGGGCUGAAACAGCUUAGCCAUGCUGCAGUACUCUCCGGGCAGGUUGAACUUCCAGUUCGUCAAGGUAUUAUCCAACUCCUUGUAUCGCAUUUGCCAUUCCUCGACGUCGCUGAGCGCUGAAAUGUCCACAGGAUGCUUGAGGAAUUUAUGGAUUUGAGACAGGAUCGUGACAAUCUCAAUGUAAUAGCUAAAAGCACCAAGAUUCUCGGGCUUGUUGAUCUCGUAGUCGUGACUUGUCGAUUCUUCAUGUUGUGGAUUGGUCCCCUUGGUACGAAACCUUUUCGUUUCGACUUUCUGGUUCUUAGUCCAGAGAUCGUCGCGACAUGGAAGUGUCCGAUCAAUCUCUUUAUCGUCGAGCGCAAAGUCAAAAGCCGUCGAGAUGGUUGCGUACCGAUCGAGUAGGUACACCAUCCAGAAAAGCCUCCGCCUAGACUCUUCCUCUAUAAAGUCUCUCGGCUCCGGCAGUAUCAUGGCUCGUAAAGUGUAG
Pyricularia grisea is the source of this 4583-nucleotide messenger RNA. RefSeq lists its product as uncharacterized. The coding region runs from base 91 to 2931 and encodes 946 amino acids. Lineage: Eukaryota; Fungi; Ascomycota; Sordariomycetes; Magnaporthales; Pyriculariaceae. The record is from RefSeq and is a predicted model, not a curated record. The transcript is spliced from 3 exons.